This is a messenger RNA of Iphiclides podalirius (scarce swallowtail), 231 nucleotides long. The record is from the annotation of a GenBank genome assembly. NCBI's taxonomy places the organism in Eukaryota, Metazoa, Arthropoda, Insecta, Lepidoptera, Papilionidae.
AUGUCCGGACACUGCGACCGCCGGUGCCUCGCCGGGCCGCUAGGCAUCUUAUCGGGCCACCGCAUCGGCCCAACCGCGCCCAUUAGGCGGCCGGCCGACUUUCCCCUAACAGCCAUCUGCGACAGUUGUCAGCAGACUUCGGAAUGCGUUAGGAGCGGCCUCUGGCUGGGGUCUCGCGCCCAAUUUCGAUUUACGAGCGCCGUGCUAAUUCCAAAAGACCGCACCGUCGAU